UAAAGCUUCUACUUCCGGAAGUAGCCGACGACACUCAUGAGCGCCGAAACACCAAGGAAAAACCAAACCUGAAGCUGAAUUAAUUUUGUUGCUGCGACGGUUUGAACUGCGAGAGUGUGCACGCACGGCAUAGCUGUCAGAGAGAAGAAACAAGAGGUGGGUGUUUGUGCAGAGUCCACUGUGCUUGUUGGUGUUUUUCGGCUGUAAUACAGACUCCAGACACACAGCUGUGAGGCACCUGCUGUGUAAAGUCCCUUCCUGCUCGUGGGUGGCAGUGAGCUAACGUGAGGAGCUGAAAGAUGGACCAGAACAACAGUAUACCACCCUUCCAGGGGCUGGCCUCCCCUCAGGGUGCCAUGACUCCAGGCAUGCCAAUCUUCAGUCCUAUGAUGCCAUAUGGCUCAGGUCUGACACCCCAGCCUGUCCAGAACACGAACAGUUUGUCUAUACUGGAGGAACAGCAAAGGCAACAACAGCAGCAACAGGCACAGCAGGCAAACGCAGGCCUCCCUGGAACGUCAGGACAGACCCCUCAGCUCUACCAUUCCCAGACUGUUGCGGGCACGACCACCACAGCGCUGCCAGGGAACACCCCGCUCUACAACACCCCGCUGACCCCCAUGACCCCUAUCACACCGGCCACGCCAGCUUCAGAGAGCUCUGGAAUAGUACCACAGCUACAAAACAUCGUAUCUACUGUAAAUCUGGGCUGUAAAUUGGACUUGAAGACUAUCGCUCUGAGAGCCAGGAAUGCAGAGUACAACCCAAAGCGUUUUGCUGCGGUCAUCAUGAGAAUACGAGAACCCAGGACCACUGCUCUCAUCUUCAGCUCAGGGAAGAUGGUCUGCACCGGAGCCAAGAGUGAGGAGCAGUCGAGGUUAGCUGCAAGAAAAUAUGCUCGUGUGGUGCAGAAGCUCGGUUUCCCUGCUAAGUUCCUGGACUUCAAGAUUCAGAACAUGGUGGGAAGCUGUGAUGUGAAGUUCCCCAUUCGGCUAGAAGGAUUAGUCCUCACACAUCAGCAAUUCAGCAGCUAUGAACCAGAGCUGUUUCCAGGACUGAUUUACAGAAUGAUCAAACCCAGAAUCGUUCUGCUCAUCUUUGUUUCGGGGAAAGUUGUACUCACAGGCGCCAAGGUGAGAGCAGAGAUCUAUGAAGCAUUUGAAAACAUCUAUCCCAUUCUGAAAGGUUUCCGCAAGACAACGUAGAACCUGCCACUCUUUCUUUUACCUUUUAUCUCCCAGUCUUUUUAUCUUUUACCUCGACUCAGAUUUUUUUUUUUCACUCAAAGGAAGCGUCAUCUAUAUGUUGACUUCUACAAGUGGACUGCUGUAAGGGCUGUUGUACAGGGAUGUGAUUCUUCUUCUUCCUCUUCUUUUUUUAAUGUUCCUCCAGUGUUUUAGAAAAGCAGGAUUUAACUGUUUUGAUUUUUUGCUGUGGUUUGAACACAGUUGAUGGCAUACACACAGAGACCCCCAUUUAUUUCAAACCCUGUCUCAGUUUUUUGCUCAGUUAUUUUUCGGCUUUUUCUGUUGUCCACAUCACAUCCCUGACUGUACAUAAGACUGUAAAAAAAUGUAAAAAGUGCGGAUUAGAAGAGAAGCAGUCUGACUGUGACUGCUUUUUGUUUUUAUUUUAAGCCAUUUUAAAUGCGUUUUGUACGUUGCAUUUUUAUAAAUUGUCCGCUCAGUCCCCAAAUUGUAUCAAGUCAGAACCACAUUCCUGUUAACAGUAUUUGUUAAGAUUUUAGUUUGAGUGACUGUUUAUCCCAAAAGAAAUUGGCCUGCUGUAUCAGAGUUUCAUCUUCGUACGUUUGGCAUUCAAUCUGUCACAUCUCGGCUCAGUGUAGUUGUAAUUUGGUAAACGCUGGAGGUGAGUUUUCAUCUAGAUUUUAAACAUUUUGAGAUGAAAAGCAUAGUUCAGUCUGUUAAGCAGCAACUUAAUGUAGAUGCUCUUAAAUUUUAAAUUGAACCAAGUCCUGCUGCGAAAGUUGUCAUCGAGUUAAUAGUUAGUACUUUGAGACUUGUGUCAGUUGGUUUGGGACACAUUUGUUCCAAGACAUUAACAAAAAAGAAGCUGUUUGUCGUAAGCGGCCUCUUGAUUUACUUCUCUUAAAUUGACAUCUUGCAUCUUAAAAUCAUGAGCACUAAAAGAUGAUGGCAUAUAACCAAUGCAUUGUGAUCCCAUGUUUACGUAUUGUUUUAAAUUUUUUGGCCAUUCAAAGUUAUAUUUAAAAGUUUUCUACAAAAGAAUUAUUUUUGGUUGUAGGAAAAUAUGAAAAAAUAUCCAUAAUAUGUCCUCAGCCACACACUUGGCCAAAAAUUGGUUUAAAUUUUGGGCACUUGGUGAGCUAGUUCUGGUGAUCCUCUGUAAAUCUGCCACCUGACACCUGUUUGAGUGGCAGAAGAGAUUAGGGAUUGAUACUAAACUACAUACUGCCCUCUGUGAUUCUGAACAGAGGGCAGAGCAGGUGACCAGGAAGUUCUGUCACAUCUUGAUGCAAUUCUGCUUCUUCUGAAAUUGUUAAUGUGCUGCACUGUGCAUUAAUAAAUGUGUACAUACUGACCCUCUUGUUAAAG
Epinephelus fuscoguttatus (brown-marbled grouper) is the source of this 2576-nucleotide messenger RNA. RefSeq names its product TATA box binding protein (gene tbp). Bases 300 to 1205 code for a protein of 301 amino acids. NCBI's taxonomy places the organism in Eukaryota, Metazoa, Chordata, Actinopteri, Perciformes, Serranidae. Gene Ontology annotation, molecular function: DNA binding; RNA polymerase II general transcription initiation factor activity. Gene Ontology annotation, biological process: DNA-templated transcription initiation. The transcript is spliced from 9 exons. The record is from RefSeq and is a predicted model, not a curated record.